This is a messenger RNA of Trichomycterus rosablanca, 3217 nucleotides long. RefSeq names its product Bardet-Biedl syndrome 7 (gene bbs7). The transcript has 20 exons. NCBI's taxonomy places the organism in Eukaryota, Metazoa, Chordata, Actinopteri, Siluriformes, Trichomycteridae. Gene Ontology annotation, cellular component: BBSome; ciliary basal body; neuron projection. Gene Ontology annotation, biological process: intracellular protein localization; intracellular transport; non-motile cilium assembly. The record is from RefSeq and is a predicted model, not a curated record. Gene Ontology annotation, molecular function: protein binding. The coding region runs from base 681 to 2831 and encodes 716 amino acids.
UCUAGUGGACUAGGAAGCAGCUGGUAGUGUACUUUUUAGAUACGCUUUUUAGCACAGAAGUGGUGUGAUCAGGCUUCCAUACACGAAUUCAUGUGACGCGAGAAGCAAAACAGCCCCCGUGAUAGAACCCUUUUUACUGGGACAAAUUCCAAAUCGAGCUCUUUUAGAUGCAAAGUGCACUUAAUGGGUGCUAUAUACUGUACCGUUAUUUAAUAGCCUAUGUAGGGUCCUAGCGGUAUAGUAAGUCGUAAUACAGUUCAAAUUCAGCCUCGUCGCUAUGGAAACAGUGGACUCAAAGAUGGCAACAUAAGGAAAACGUUUGCUAGCUACCGGACCUAACUAUUUUUAUGUUAAAUAAAGUGGAUAUAUGUUAUACGAAGUAUCUGGAUUGAAAUAUGUAGCGUUAUAAGUUUUGAUUUUUAUUACGUACAGCUAGUUAACUGUUUAGCUACUUUAAAAGACAAAAGUGUUUUAAUAGCUUUCUUGGAGGUUAGCUUAACUAGCAGUCCUGCAUGGUAGGAGGAAAAAUAAAUCUGUAAUCCCCAGUUAAUUCACUCAUCCGCGCUGAUCUGCCUGCCUUCUUUACUCUGACAAAUGAACUAGCCUAAUGUUUAUGUAGUAAAUAUCAAAUAUAAUUAAUACUGCGGGUGGUUGUGAUUUAGAUUUUAAAUCAGGAGAAGAUGGAGCUCAAUUUAAACCAUGUUGAUUACCUGCAGGUUGGAGUGACUUCUCAGAAAACUAUGAAGCUUUUACCUGCAGCAGGACGAAAAUCAACACAAAAAGUUGCUAUUGCAGAUCAUAAUGGUGUGAUAAACUGUUUUGGGAUGAAAAAGGGAGAGGCAGUUCCAGUGUUUAAAAGUCUGCCGGGACAGAAGAUCUCCAGGCUGGAGCUGGGAGGUGCACUGGGAACACCACAGGAGAAGAUCUUUGUGUCUUCUGGCUCUGAGGUUAAAGGGUUUACAAAAAAGGGCAAACAGUUUCUCUCUUUUGAGGCCAAUCUGACUGAGAGCAUCAAUGCCAUGCAUGUUUCUGGGGCAGAUCUGUUUGUCUGUGCCAGCUACAUUUACAACCACUACAAUGACUGCAAAGACCAGAACUACUAUCUGUCAGGGGACAAAAUUAAUGAUAUAGUGUGUUUACCAGUGGAAACAGUUGGGCGUAUUGUUCCUAUUCUUGCCUGCCAGGACAGAGUACUGCGCAUAUUGCAGGGUUCAGAGCUGCUGUAUGAUUUUGAAGUUUCUGGGCCGCCAUCUGUCCUGGAGCUUCACAACAGAAAUGGAGGUAAAGAUGGGGAGGAGAUACUUUAUGGAACUACUGAUGGUAAACUAGGUCUAGUGCAGUUAACCAGUUCAGCUCCUGUCUCUAAAUGGGUUGUGGAUAAUGAGAAGAAAAAAGGAGGUAUACUGUGCAUUGAUACAUUUGAUAUUCUGGGUGAUGGAGUAAAAGAAAUCCUUGUUGGGAGAGAUGAUGGUACAGUAGAGGUCUAUGGAUUGGACAGCUCCAAUGAACCCACACUGCGAUUUGAGAAUGUGUUGUCUGAAAGUGUAACGUCAAUCCAGGGGGGAUGUGUAGGAAAAGACUCAUAUGAUGAGGUUAUAACAACUACAUACACAGGUUGGGUGUCAGGUCUCACCACAGAGCCUCAGCAGAUGGAGGCAGGACCAGGGGAGGAGGUGAAAAUGAGUAAAGAAACCCAGGCCAAAGUGGCUGCUCUCAGGGCUGAACUGGAGCAACUGCAAGUGAAGGUGAUACAGGGGAGGGAGAAAUAUCAGCAAAGUUCUCAGUCCAGCACAGCUGUGUCUGCAGUACCUGUCUUUAGCAUCAAUGAUAGGUUCACUCUGUGCCAAGAUGAUGCCAGUUACAGCCUUACGUUGGAAGUGCAGACUGCCAUUGAUAACUUACUGCUACAGAGUGAUGUUCCUAUAGACUUGCUUGAUGUGGAUAAGAACUCAGCAGUGGUUAGCUUCAGCGAAUGUGAUUCUGAGCCAAAUGGUAAUUUUCUCCUCGCCACCUACAGAUGCCAGGCUAACACCACAAGGCUGGAACUGAAGGUGAGAUCAAUUGAGGGUCAGUAUGGCACGCUUCAGGCCUAUAUAACUCCUCGGCUGCAGCCCAAAACAUGCCAGGUGCGUCAGUAUCAGAUUAAACCACUCUCACUCCACCAGAGGACCCAUGGCAUUGAUCAGGACAGACCCAUGAACACUUUGAAGCUAGUGGGACAGUUUAGCUUUGCAGAGAUCCACUCUUGGGUUGUGUUCUGCCUGCCUGAGGUACCUGAGAAAACCCCAGCGGGAGAAAACAUCACCUUCCACUUUCAAAACACCUUCCUGGGAACACAGCUUGAGGCCAGCUACUGCAAAGGUGAAGGCAACUUUAAAUCAGACAACAUUUCCACUAUAUCCAUACUUAAGGAUGUACUUACUAAGGAGGCCACCAAACGCAAAAUCAACCUGAACAUUUCUUAUGAGGUGAACGAAGAUUCAGUGAGACAUACCUUGAGGAUGAUUCAUCCUAAGCUUGAGUAUCAGCUUUUGUUGGCCAAAAAGGUUCAGCUUAUUGAUGCUCUGAAGGAGCUGCAAGUGCAUGAAGGGAAUGCAGAUUUCCUGAUUCCUGAGUAUCGUAACAUCCUUGAUGAGUCUGCACGUCUCUUAGAAGAAUACAAGAAACAGCCAGCCCACCUAGAAAGACUGUAUGGCAUGAUCACUGAUCUUUUCAUUGAUAAAUUCAAAUUUAAAGGGCAAAAUGUUAAAACAAAGGUUUCACAGCUUCUUGAAAUAUUAGACAACUAUGAUCUUAAUUCACUGAUGGAUUUUUUCAGAGAUGCUUGUUGAAAUUUACAAACACUGUCUAUAAUCAAGGUCAACUAUGCCUGUUUAGCAUUUUUACAUGCCACAGAUUAGGUAAGGUGUUUCUUAUUGUCUUAAAAUAUUGUAUGUAACUUAUAUUAUUUUACUCAGCUGUGUGUAUACAGUUAUUGCCGUGUUGUGUUGUAUCAAGUAAGACUAAGAUUUCUGUUCUGAAAUAGUUCAGCUUUUUUUAGACAUUCCUUUGCACAUUUUUAUAAAAUAAUAUAUGUCUUCUAAUAAAUGUUCAAUAUGUUUUCAUUAUUUAAUGUGUUUCUAAGUGUCUUCAUUUAUAUGGCCAAAAGUAUGUACAACCCAAAUCAGAAAAAGUGGGGACAGUAUGGAAAUGCAAAUAAAAAAUGCUGUGUUUGUUA